Camelina sativa (false flax) is the source of this 1303-nucleotide messenger RNA. Its product is annotated as auxin-responsive protein IAA26. Gene Ontology annotation, cellular component: nucleus. Gene Ontology annotation, biological process: regulation of DNA-templated transcription. Lineage: Eukaryota; Viridiplantae; Streptophyta; Magnoliopsida; Brassicales; Brassicaceae. The record is from RefSeq and is a predicted model, not a curated record.
AUCUAUCUGUCGUACGUCUCCCCUUGUAAAAGAAGCUAUAAGAUUUCAAUCUCAUCCCUAGUUAAACCUGAGAGAAGGAAUCUUGUGUUGAUUGAUCAAUGGAAGGUUGUCCAAGAAACAGAGAGAUCGGUCCAAAACUUUUUGAUUUGAUUCCCCAAGGAAGAAAAUGGUAUCAAGAAGACAAGAACAACAUAGAUCAGGAGAAGAAACUUGAGCUAAGGCUUGGACCACCUGGUGGUGAUGAAGAAGACCGUUCAGCGAUGAAGAAGAAGAACAACAACUACACAGAGACAAGAAACAUAAAGAUGGAAUCAGAAGACAAAUCUUUCCAGGGUUUCAACAGCAAUCACUUCUCUUCUUCCAACAAAACCUCUCAGAAAAGAACCGCUCCUGGUCCAGUAGUGGGUUGGCCUCCGGUUCGUUCUUUCAGAAAGAAUCUAGCGAGCACAAGCUCUUCAAAGUUGGGAAAUGAAUCCUCACAUGGAGGUCAAAUCAACAAGAGUAAUGAUGAUGGUGAAAAGCAAGUUGAACCCAAGAGAGAAGGAAUGUUUGUGAAGAUCAACAUGGAUGGUGUUCCUAUUGGUCGUAAAGUUGAUCUCAAUGCUUACAAUAGCUACGAACAGCUCUCUUUUGCUGUUGACAAACUCUUCAGAGGUCUACUCGCAGCUCAAAGAGAGAGCUCUGGUAGUGAAGGAGAAGAGAAACCUAUAAUUGGAUUAUUAGAUGGGAAAGGAGAAUUUACUUUAACCUAUGAAGACAAUGAAGGGGACAAGAUGCUUGUUGGGGAUGUUCCUUGGCAAAUGUUCGUUUCAUCUGUGAAGAGACUGCGUGUGAUUAAAAGCUCUGAGAUUUCAUCUGCCUUGACAUUUGGAUGCAGUAGUAAGCAAGAGAAGAUGAGGCACUGAAGAGUGUUUUAGAAACUACUAUUUCAGGCAGAGGGUCUCACAGCUUAUACAUGUACAUCUGGUUUUUGUUAUAUAUAUAAGAGAUAAUCAUUUGGUUUUGUCCAAAGAGACAAUUUGAUCUGAUCUGAUAUUCCCAUGCCUUCAAAGACACUUUGGACGAUGAGAUUACAGAAGCGAUCUGUGUUUAAAAGCAGUUUAACUAAUUUAAAGGAGAUAAUUAGAACAUGAUAAUUAUCUCAUGUCUGCCAGAAUCUUUUCGGAAAAAAAGUAUGAAAUUUUUAUUCUCUGUAAAAAAAAGCUCCUUUUAACUUUUGUUCCUUCCAACUUUGGCUAUACGACCUUUAAUCAUGUAAAAAGCUGAGAAUGAAAGGCCAUUAUUGUUAUGUGUGUUUUUACUA